AUGUAUCUGAACAAGUAAGUCCCGUCAUAUCUCAUAGCCAUGUCAUGUUUUUGCGGCUUCUUUUUAUCUCCGACGAUCUAUUUUCAGACAAAAAAUAGGGCCUCCGAUCAUUUAUAUACUGUUAUUUUUGUUCGUAUUCACCUGUAACAAACAAUGGACCGACCAAGAAAUUGCCGUCAUCUCAGCUACACACUUCUCACAUUCGAAGAGCGGGUAGAAGGGACAUUUGUAAACGUUCAGCUCUAUUCUUUCUGUCGUUUCAGGUAUCCCGAGAACACGAUGGCUAUUUUAUUUAACAGUCAAAAGAGACUAUGGCCUCCACGCCCCUUUAUUUGUGUGUCCAAUAACGGCACUCAUGUCUUUGCUGAACUGGCCAAGAUUCGUUAUGCUUUUGAACCCAUUUACAUAUGCCGAUGGGCUACUUACAUCAUGACUUGUCCAGUAGUCGGCAUUCCCAAUGGAUUCGCUUUAAGUGACACUCGGUUUAGUUCGGCAACGAUUCAGGUAUCAAGCAUUACAAAAAAAUCAUUUUAUUAGGUACCAUACAGGCAAGCAGUUGAGCAGAGGCUGGGCGUUGUCGCUUGCUUCUCGCCAUUAUUUUACAACGAACGAUGGCAGUUGAUUAUUCCGACUUUAGAGAUCUAUCGACAACUGGGUGUAGACGUACAAGUAUUUUACAUUCAGAGCAUGCUUACAGACAUCAUGGACUACAUGAAGGUAGCGUGCCAAUUUUCGCUUCAUUUGGCGACUUUAGGUUUACGAAAGAUUGAAUAUAAUCAAAAUAAAUACCUGGAAUAUGAUACGAUUAGAUCCGGCCAAAGAAAGAAAAUUAGGAUACGAUCCAAAUGCGGAAUUGGAAUGGAGGAAUCAGGCCACGGCACACACGGACUGCUUCAUUCAUUAUAAAGUAAGUUCUCUUUACAACUUAAUACGAACAUUGCAGCAAGCUGCAGAAUUCAUAAUAAUAUCGGAUAUUGACGACAUUUUAUUCCCCAAACUGGGAGAUACAUAUCUGGAAGAAUUCAGAAGACUGUCGGUGACAUUUCCCCAAGGAGCAGGGUUCUCGUAUAGCCGUUACAAUACAGAACUUAUCGCUAGUAAGUCAUUGGUGAUGACGUAACAAUAUUUGCAGGUAAAUCAGCCCAGGAUUACAGUCUGGCAUCUCUUUUAAACAGUGCCAGAAUCGCGAAUGAAUGGGAAGAUGGAAAGUAUGUGGUAAGGCCAGAAUUCAUAGAAACAGUUUGGUUACAUUGGCCCGGGAUCAUGGACUCCAACCACAAGAUGUACGCGGUUGAUGAAGAGAUCAACAUCAUGGUUCAUAUGAGGAAUUGGAGCAUUGUAAGUCUACAAACCCUAUAUCAACCAGUGAAAGAUCGAUUACAGUUACAACACAAACCACAAAACAUCGAAGACAUUUGAAUUAUUCAAGUAUCAGAUAUCCGACGUCAUCCAACCACAGAUGACACAUGAUCUCGAGAGAAAUUUCAGAAGAUUCCUCAGACUUUAUGCCCAGAAAGAAUUCGAUCGGCUACCAAACGAAGUUCGAUAUUACCCAUUAAUUGAAGAAUGUUACAAUCGGAUCUUCUACGGCCGUUCCAAAAGACCCGAGAGUUGCCCCGGUCCUCUCAGAUGUGAUCUCCCCAAAGUCGAAGGCCUUCGUUGUUCUAUUGCACGCAAAGUGUAUGAACAUGACUCCAUGAACACGAAGGUGAAGAUACAUUUUGCACGAGAUGGCGGUGAUUUCGUAGUUAGUUAUAAUGGUUGUACUAUGUGA
This is a messenger RNA of Bursaphelenchus xylophilus (pine wood nematode), 1774 nucleotides long. The record is from the annotation of a GenBank genome assembly. NCBI's taxonomy places the organism in Eukaryota, Metazoa, Nematoda, Chromadorea, Rhabditida, Aphelenchoididae.